Messenger RNA from Trifolium pratense (red clover), 630 nucleotides. Its product is annotated as dehydration-responsive element-binding protein 1B-like. The coding region runs from base 1 to 630 and encodes 209 amino acids. NCBI's taxonomy places the organism in Eukaryota, Viridiplantae, Streptophyta, Magnoliopsida, Fabales, Fabaceae. The transcript has a single exon. The record is from RefSeq and is a predicted model, not a curated record. Gene Ontology annotation, molecular function: DNA binding; DNA-binding transcription factor activity. Gene Ontology annotation, biological process: regulation of DNA-templated transcription.
AUGAACUUGGAGAAUGAAUCUACUACUAAUUCUCAUGCAAACACAAAAGCAAAUCCAUACACUCACAAUCACAAGAAAAAAACAGGAAGAAAGAAAUUCAAGCAAACAAGGCACCCAAUUUAUAGAGGAAUUCGUCAAAGAAAUGGAAAAAAAUGGGUGUCUGAAAUUCGUGAACCAAACAAGAAAAAAUCAAGAAUAUGGCUUGGAACUUACGCUACACCUGAAAUGGCAGCUAUCGCACAUGAUAUAGCUGUCCUAGCAUUUAAGGGCACUUCAGCAAUAUUCAAUUUUCCUAAUUCUAUUUCUCUUCUUCCAGUUUUGAAAUCAACUUCAGCUAAAGAUAUAAGAGAAGCUGCAAAGACUUUUACAAACACUAGAGAUGAGACUAAGUCUUGUUUGGUGGAAUGUAAGAGCCAAGAAAGUGUUUUUAAGGGUGAUAAUAUUGAGAUUAUGAAUAAUGAUAUUGAUGAGUCUAAAACAAUGUUUUUUGAUGAGGAGGUUUUGUUUAAUAUGCCUUGUUUUUUAGAUAAUAUGGCUGAGGGUUUGCUUAUUACACCACCCUCUAUGAAGAGUGCAUUGGAUUGGGACAAUCUUGAUUGUGAAAUGGAUUUGACAUUGUGGGCAGAUUGA